This is a messenger RNA of Pomacea canaliculata, 1923 nucleotides long. Its product is annotated as tubulin alpha-1B chain-like. Gene Ontology annotation, cellular component: microtubule; cytoplasm. The record is from RefSeq and is a predicted model, not a curated record. Lineage: Eukaryota; Metazoa; Mollusca; Gastropoda; Architaenioglossa; Ampullariidae. Gene Ontology annotation, molecular function: structural constituent of cytoskeleton; GTP binding. Gene Ontology annotation, biological process: mitotic cell cycle; microtubule cytoskeleton organization. Bases 124 to 1479 code for a protein of 451 amino acids. The transcript has 6 exons.
AAUUACGUCAUAAUAAAAAUUUCAUCAUUCACUGUCAGUUGGACGUUUGAUGCCGUGUCGCUCGAUCCUUUGUCAGAAAAUCUGAAAAAGCCGGUCUUCAUUAUCUGGAAAAAAAAAAGAAAAAUGCGUGAAGUAAUCUCAAUCCACACUGGUCAAUGCGGAGUACAAAUUGGCAAUGCCUGCUGGGAGUUGUACUGCCUUGAACAUGGUAUCCAGCCAGAUGGUUUGAUGCCGUCGGAUAAGAGCAUUGGAGGUGGAGACGACUCUUUUAACACCUUCUUCAGUGAAACAGGAGCAGGAAAACAUGUACCAAGGGCUGUGCUCGUAGAUCUCGAACCAACAGUCGUCGACGAAGUUCGUACGGGUACAUAUCGCCAACUUUUUCAUCCCGAAGAACUGAUUACUGGAAAGGAAGACGCUGCCAAUAAUUAUGCCCGGGGACACUACACCGUCGGAAAAGAAAUUGUGGAUCUCGUCCUGGAUCGCGUUAGAAAGCUGGCGGACAUGUGCACUGGUCUCCAGGGCUUUCUCAUUUUUCGAAGUUUUGGAGGGGGGACUGGAUCAGGUUUUACAUCUCUCCUCAUGGAGCGGCUCUCUGUGGACUACGGCAAGAAGUCUAAACUGGAAUUUGGUGUCUACCCUUCCCCACAGAUAGCUACAGCUGUGGUUGAGCCGUACAAUGCUAUUCUGACCACGCACAGCACGCUAGAGCACUGUGACUGCGGCUUCGUGAUGGACAACGAGGCCUUGUUUGACAUCUGUCGCCGUAACCUGGACAUCGAGCGUCCCACCUACACUAACCUCAACCGCAUCGUUAGUCAGUGUGUGUCCGCCAUCACUGCCUCCUUGCGUUUUGAUGGCUCCCUCAAUGUCGACUUGAUCGAGUUCCAGACCAACCUCGUGCCGUAUCCCCGUAUCCACUUUCCCCUUGUGUGUUUUGCUCCCAUUGUCUCUGCAGAGAAGGCUUACCACGAGCAAUUGACCACUGCUGAGAUCACAAACUCUGUCUACGAACCGGCCAAUCAGAUGGUGAAGUGCGACCCUCGUCACGGCAAGUACAUUGCCUGCUGCAUGCUAUACCGCGGUGACGUCGUGCCCAAAGAUGUCAACUCUGCCAUCUGCACUAUCAAGACCAAACGCACCAUCCAGUUUGUGGACUGGUGUCCAACAGGCUUUAAGAUAGGUGUCAACUACCAGCCACCUGCAGUAGUGCCAGGAGGAGAUCUUGCCAAGGUGCAACGUUCUUUGUGUAUGCUGAGCAACACAACUGCCAUUGCCGAGGCCUGGGCCCGUCUGGACCACAAGUUCGACCUGAUGUACGCCAAACGGGCCUUUGUGCACUGGUACGUGGGCGAAGGCAUGGAAGAAGGCGAGUUCUCCGAGGCCCGAGAAGAUCUGGCGGCCCUGGAGAAAGACUACGAAGAGGUCGGCCUUGACUCUGUUGAAGGAGAGGCAGAAGACGAAAUGGAAGAGUUUUAAACUUCCCAUAAACCUGUCUUUUUAUACAGGUGGCAAGACAUUGCUGUUUUAUGGUUUCCUGCAAUAUGUCAAUGACUUAAAUAGGAUUUGUUUUUAGAUCAGCUCAUAACAGCAUUGCGACUAAAAGACUGCGUACACAUAGGAGUACUGACAAACGGUUGAUAAUUAUUGCCAGAGUUUGGCAACAGAAUAAGAAGUCUAAGAUAAUUGCACUGAGAGCUGUAGUUAUGUCUGACGGCACUUUCGUGAGACGUUUUCAAACCAGGUCGUAUUUUCGACUUAGGCUACAAGAGAACAUUUAUAGAACCCUACUGUAUUUUCUAGUUCAUUAUUCUAUUUCUUAUAAGGCAUUUUAUAUUGUAUGUCGGGACAUUUUCCUCUUUAUAUUUAUAUUUUAACAGGUAGUUUUAAUGUUUUUCUGAAAUAAAAUACAGAAUAUUUAAA